AUGGCGAAUUUCUCCAGUAUUCACAUUCUCUUCUUCGUGUUCAUCACAAGCGGCAUUGCUGUUUCCUCCACCGUCUUCACUCUACAAAACAGCUGUCCUUACACCGUCUGGCCUGGAAUCCUCGCUGGAAACAGUAACACUCUUGGCGACGGUGGAUUUCCCUCAGACUCCAGGAGCUUCCGUACAGCUCACGUCACCUCCGGGAUUGUUUUUUGUUAA
Molecule: messenger RNA, 219 nt
Organism: Arabis nemorensis
Lineage: Eukaryota; Viridiplantae; Streptophyta; Magnoliopsida; Brassicales; Brassicaceae
Source: the annotation of a GenBank genome assembly